UACUAAAAGUAUUAUAUCUUCGUCUAAUUCUUUUCUAAAUAAACGACAACAACAAAUUAUGCAUAUAAAUACUUUUUUUAAACAAAAUCCUGGAAAUAAAGUAAUAUGGAACAACAUUCCCAAAACAACGAAAAAUAAGUUUGUACCAAUAACGAGAUUAGAACAAUUCAGGAAAUUUUCGAAUUCAAGAGUGUUUUGUCAUAAAGAAAUAACUCCACCGAAAGAAGGGGAGGGAGUGAAGAUUAACUUUAUUACUCCUGAAGGCGAAAAAAUAACCAUAAAUGCUAAUAUUGGAGAUAGUAUUAUGGAUAUUACUCAAGCGCAUGAUAUUGAUCUAGAAUGUGCGUGUGAAGGAUCAUUAGCGUGUUCUACAUGUCAUGUAAUUGUGGAUCCGGAAUAUUAUGAUAAACUUGAUGAACCAACAGAUGAAGAAAAUGAUAUGUUGGAUCUAGCAUUUGGUUUAACAGAGACUUCACGGUUAGGAUGUCAGAUUGUAAUGAGAAAAGAUUUGGACGGAAUAACAGUUACUAUUCCUUCUGCAACGAGGAAUAUGAGGCUCGAGGGUAAAAAAUAAUUUGAAAUUUUUAUUAAUUAUUAUUAUGAAUAGAACUAUCGUAGAUUAGUUUGAUGAGCACAAUAAAAUUCAAACUGU
Messenger RNA from Rhizophagus irregularis DAOM 181602=DAOM 197198, 652 nucleotides. RefSeq lists its product as uncharacterized. Gene Ontology annotation, biological process: positive regulation of oxidoreductase activity; P450-containing electron transport chain. Lineage: Eukaryota; Fungi; Glomeromycota; Glomeromycetes; Glomerales; Glomeraceae. Gene Ontology annotation, cellular component: mitochondrion. Gene Ontology annotation, molecular function: 2 iron, 2 sulfur cluster binding. The record is from RefSeq and is a predicted model, not a curated record.